GAGACACGCCCCCCCGCCGGAUCACACUAUCCUGCUGCGCGGCUGCGCGGCGCCCUCUGCUGUUUACAACUGGUAGUGAACUUUAGGGACAGAGAAGGCUUUAGCUUUCAUUUCCUAUCCAAUGCUGCCCUCGUGUGGACAUUUUCUAGAACGGCAGUCAAGUAGAUGAAAUGAUUGUUAAGCAAUUUUGCUUCAUAAAGUCGAAUAAAACAUGCUGAAUAAUGUCACGUUAGCAGAUUGAGUUACACACCGCUUGAGUUUUCCAUCCAUUUUAAUACAACAGUCGGUGUGAAUGUUGGUUAUAUUUGUAUUCAAUUCUGAUUAUUGCAAUUACGUUGCACGAGGGAUAAAAGAGUCGUUCGUCUGUACCGAUUUAAGUUGAAGGAAAUAAAAAUGAACAGUAACUUCUCCACUAAAUAGCUCGGAUGGGAAUAAUAUUCUCGUUGUGUAGAAGUGAGAGCUUCUUAUUAUUAAGCGUUUAUUAAUGUGCUCCUUUUUUUUCGAUUGCGCUGGCAGUGCCUCUGUGAUUUUUCGUGGCUUGCUACGGCCUUGCUGCAGUAAGGGGAAGGUCCUGAAUUUAACCGCGUUUCAUCGUGCAAGCUGAUCGAUAUGAACACAGAGUAAAACCUCGUUUACAGGACGUUUCUAGUGGAGCACAUCGUGGUACAGAAACGGUGUACAGCAGCGACAGUGAGUCACACGUUUUCAUUUUACAGGGCUUCGAAGCGAGGGCUUUCACCGUCCACGGUCUGACAGUCUCGUUUGAGAAGCCGGAGGAACCACGCAACACCCGAAACCGCGGCUGCAAGCGUGGGUCCAGCGUGCAUCUUUUACUUUGCUUUGUUCGUUCGUUUUUUUCAUAUCGACUUCAAUAAAGAUUAGCCGCGAGCUGAAACGUUGCACGGCGGUUUGCAGCAAAACCGGGGCGUGCCUCCUUUGCACGGUCGUGAUUGGCUGGGCUUCGGCGGGUUUCUUCCGGAAGUGGGCGGGUUUUGACGGAGGUAGAUAAACUUGCAGCGUCACUUUGGCGCCAAUCUGCUUCGAGUAGUCGAAGAAGUUGCGCGGAAAACGAGAGCGAUUGAAAAUGAGUUUCACGUCAAGGCACCUCAACUGCCCGCUGGAAAGAGCGCUUUUUAAGGGGGAAGGCUCCUCCGGCGGGUCCAACAAAACCUGCCGAGAGCCGCUGUAUCUGGUUGCGUUGGACAGGUACAAGGCAGACUCAGAGUCGAAAAGGCUUUUCCCCGAAGUGUCCCCCUAUCAGAGUUUUCUCUACGACGCCACCAUCACGGACGGCGACUGCAGGAUCCGGGCGAUGCUGCACCCGAGGCUGGGCCAGCUGGUCCGGGUGAACGAGCUCCGCUGCGGCUCGGAGCUGCACCGGGCCGAGUUCACCGUGGAGUUCGACGAGAAGCGUCUGGGGCCCGGCAGGGUCAAGUUCCAGCUGGUCGGCGCGGAGGUGGAGAACGGGCCGGAGGGCCCGGUGCUGCAGCGCCUCCGGGGGCAGAGCUUGGCGGCGCUGCCGUGGCUCCGGGGCGAUGGCGGAGUCGGGGGUCUCGCCCUGGCGCCACUGAAGGCACGCAGGUCCUGUUACCUGCCUCUCUGGAACUGCGAAGACUAUUUUGGAGACAUCUGGAAAAAGAAACCGCCUUCAACCGAGCCUGCAAAUAACAGAGCACGGCAAGGCAGCUCAAGCCUGCGGUUCAUCACUCUGAGACAGGCAAGGACAGCCUUCAUUAACAACUGCAGGCGGAACCUCGGGACAGUGGGGAACCGCUGGACACUGGGGAACCUCAGGACACUGGGGAACCGCUGGACACUGGGGAACCUCGGGACAGUGGGGAACCUCGGGACACUGCUGGUCCGAGUGAUGAAGAAAUCCCGCCUCCGCCAUUACGGGAGGGUACAGCAGAACUCGGAGUGCCCUUACCAGGCUGAGUUCCAGGUGGCAGACAGGUCCGGUUCUGCCUCUAUGAUCCUCUGGAACUCACUCUGCCUCAAUUGGUUCAUCUGUUUGGAACCGGGAAUUGUUCUGAAGCUCCAGAACUAUCGAGUGAAGGCAACCUACUCUAGCAGAAUGGGAACAGGGCAGGAGAGCGAGGACCAAAUAGAGAUAGAAAUCAACCUCAACUCACAAAACCCCUCUGCCAUCAUCAGCAUUAUCCCGGAGGAAGCUGUGCAGACAGACUGGAAACUGCCCUCCCUCACCUUUAAGUUCCACAGAAGGGAGAAGCUGGAUGUCGUUCCCAACGGAACCAUCUGUGAUGUCAUCGGGCUUGUGACAUUCGUUGGCCGGCCGGAGAGAGUGCUGAAGAAAGGAGGGGACUUUAAUGAAUUUUCGGUGUACCGUUGGGUGUAUAUGGAGGAUGGGUCGGGAGACGCCCCGAUUGUCCUGAAACUUGAGUCCACUAGCCAGCCAGAGCUCCACACACAGCUCCACCCAAUGCUCGUACUCGUGUGCACCAACGUCCAGCUCACAAGCACCAGUAACAAGGCAGAGUUGUACGUGACCAGCACUACAAACAGCCACGUCUACCGCAGAGGGCAGCACAGAGGCAGGCCUUACACCACCCACCCUAAGGUCGUGCAGUUUAUCCAGUGGUUGAAAACCUUGAGCGAAAAGGAGGAAGUGACAAAGAUUGUACUUGGAGGAUAUUUCAGCUUCCCGCCCCUCCCCUCCAGCGUGGAACAGUAUCUUGAGGAAAGGAACGGGGAGGCCUGCUUGUCCAGCAUGGAGGAGCUGAAGGGGCACGUGUACAGAUUGCAGUACCAACAGCACAGGCGCUUCACUGUCCAGGCAACGAUCAUAGCAGUGUGCUACUGCCCCCUAGGACAGGAGGAGGUGUGCUCGCCUCCCAGACAGAUGAAUGUCCAACCCAACAUAAGCUCAGACCGGUCUCCAGAAAUCCCCUCCCAGGCGAGGCAGAGCUCUAUGAAAAGGCCACUGGAAGACCCAGGGACAGUAUCCACUGCACCAGUAAAAAGGCCCUCUCUGCCCCCCAGGUCCAAAGCCAUGCAGGAAGUCUUGACCCCACCGUCUAGCCGCAGUAGUACAGUUAAGGUUUUAGAUACAUUCUGCAAUGAGUUUGAGGACGAGGAGUUAGUUGCAGCCUUAGAUGAAUACUUAGAAGAAAGCAACCCCCUGGUCUGGUGCGGCCGCCGCUGGCACGGGGAGAGGCUGGGAGGGAUGACAGCACUCCCCGAGACUGUACCCCGCUAUGGCAGCUACAAUAAGCUGGAGCUCCACACCCAGGCAGCUGGGCUGCAGCCUGCCUGCUUCGAACACACCCUGUCUGAUCCGGUCAAAACGCUGGAGAGCUUCCCCAGCAGCAUCGCGGGAUACUACCGCUUCACCAUCCUGGGGCUGAAUGAAAGUUUGGCGAUAGAAACCAUCUUCAUACCCACAAAGCAUCUGAGCCUCAGCCCUGAACCUUACGAGAACAGCCUGGCGUCAAUAUUGGUUCACGGAGGAUUCUCCCCCAGCACACCCUGCCCCACUCCAGAGGAGCUCAUUGCUUCAGCAUCGGAGCUGGCCCACCAGCACUUCCUGUUCGUUCUAGACAUCAGCAGCCAGGGUGUAGGGAGGCUGGAAGUUGUCCUGAACCGGGCCUACCCCUGCCCCACUCUACAGCCCUGAACCUACCCCUGCCCCGCUCUACAGCCCUGAACCUACCCCUGCCUCGCUCUACAGCCCUGAACCUACCGCUGCCCCGUUCUACAGCGCUGAACCUACCCCUGCCCCGUUCUACAGCGCUGAACCUACCCCUGCCGUGGGCUACAGCGCUGAACCUACCCCUGCCCUGCUCUAUAGUCCUGAACCUACCCCUGCCCCGCUGUACAGCCCUGAACCUACCCCUACCCCUGCCCCGCUCUACAGCCCUGAACCUACCCCUGCCCUGCUCUACAUAGCUGAACCUACCCCUGCCUCUACCUGCUCUCCAAAGAAGACAGAGAUACAAGUUUUGGUAAAUUUGGUAAACCUUUCUUGGUAACUGUUAACAAUUACCAAUCAAACUUAAGAUUGACGAGAUUUGCACUUCACAGUGAUGCACGCAGCUCUGAGUCUCGCGGUGAAAGCUGUUUCGAUACACUUCACAGUGAUGUUUCCUUGUCUUUGAUGUUUUUUGUACUGCCAUUUGAUAUUUUUGAUAAAUGUUGCGUUAUUUUUUUUUUUGGUUUGUUAGUGGGGUUUUUUUUUUUUUUUUGAAAAUGUACGACUGCAGCAUGUUGCAAAUAAUAAUUCUGCGGAAAACGACAAUUGAACUCCACUAUAAAGUACCGUUUUUGAUGGAUGUUAGUUAAACAUUAAGGUUCUAUUGAGUUUGUUCAUUGUUGUCUUGCUGAGGUAGUUCCAUUAAUCACGUUACUAAUUGAGCACGGGAGAGCGUCCCUCAGCCAGUCGGAGGGCUGUCCCAUGUUCCAGUUGCACCCAGUCUCGGCCACGGCCGCUGCUUUGCCUGUUCGUUUUUGUCGACUCUGGGAGAAGAAAGCAGGCUGUUUGUCCUGGUUUAGAGAGGCCUGAUCUGUAGCCUUAUUUGCUGUUUUGUAACUCAGUAUUUUCAGAGAUUGUGAUUGUUGUAAAGCACUGGUGUUAAGAAACUGUUAAGAGCUUCGACGGGUUCUGGGGCACCCCGAGCCCCGAGAAGCCCUUCGCAGGUUCAUUACUCACCCUGAGCUUCCAUCUCAUUAUAUAUGGGGACUGUAGUAAAUGACAGGUGGCUGUGGAAUUUUUCCACACCUUGUUUUGAAUAAUGUCACAAUGUUUUCCUUUGCGUUUUGUUUUCUUGUCCCUGAAUAAAACUAUCCAGUCUCACUGACAGAUACAAAUCUCAAGUCUGCCUUUUGUCUAUUUGUUUAGAAUUCGGACAGGGUGAUGACGUCACUGUGAUCCAUUACAGGCCACGGCAGUGACGUCACAGUCUCAUUACACACGCAUGAUAGCAGUAACUCUUAUUUCAUCAAGCUCUAUGGGAGAUUACAUCUCUCCAUAUGAAAAAAUACCAUAAUGAUGAUCAAUUAAAUCUGUGUUCAGCAAAUCAAAAAAGUAUGUAGUCUGAUAACACCAGUUUGAUCUCUGGUACUUUCAAAACAGUUUAGCACUAAUUUUCAGAGCGAUUUGCACCCCUGGUUAACCUCACUGUCAGGAGUUGGGAGCGUGCUGCAAUGCAACGUUUUGCUUUAGUCUCUGUCCUGCGCGCCCUGGCUGGGGUGACGAGGUACGGGAGAACCUGCUGACCCUCUGGCUGGAGCGGACUGAACGACAACAGAAGGGAUAGAGGAGCCGUUCACUUGGAAACCCAGUGAACAAUAACUAAUAAAGUGAACAGUGACUAGUAAUGAGAUGCCUGUGCUUGUAAAUCAGUGAAGCUGCUCUGCAAUAGGAGUCUACCUGCUCCUAGAGUCAUGAUAACAGUGACAUGGAUGGAAGUUGUUAACAGUUCAAUGUAUCAAUAAUAUGAACAUGUUUUAAUCAUAAAAGGGGGUGGCUUAUUCUGCAUUGUAU
Molecule: messenger RNA, 5500 nt
Organism: Polyodon spathula (Mississippi paddlefish)
Lineage: Eukaryota; Metazoa; Chordata; Actinopteri; Acipenseriformes; Polyodontidae
Product: RPA-related protein RADX-like
Exons: 15
Coding region: 1085-3634 (849 amino acids)
Biological process (GO): regulation of DNA repair
Cellular component (GO): replication fork
Molecular function (GO): single-stranded DNA binding
Source: RefSeq, a predicted model, not a curated record